Messenger RNA from Hyalella azteca, 4129 nucleotides. It is a transcript of the gene Spt20, whose product is annotated as transcription factor SPT20 homolog. The coding region runs from base 67 to 3012 and encodes 981 amino acids. NCBI's taxonomy places the organism in Eukaryota, Metazoa, Arthropoda, Malacostraca, Amphipoda, Hyalellidae. Gene Ontology annotation, cellular component: SAGA complex. The transcript is spliced from 23 exons. Gene Ontology annotation, biological process: regulation of transcription by RNA polymerase II. Gene Ontology annotation, molecular function: transcription coregulator activity. The record is from RefSeq and is a predicted model, not a curated record.
UUUACUGGGAUAACCAGUUUGCAUAUAACAAGACUAAUAUGACUAGACAUAGCUGAAGGUAUAAUUAUGGAAGCUAUGGAAGGCUUAAUCAACAAGGCAGAUGCGGUGCUCUGCCAGAGUCACAACUCUUUAAUAUCACUUGGAAGUGCUGCUCUGGCUGGUCAUGCUGCUCUGCCGCGCAAACUUGCUGCCAUCUAUGCAGAAGAAGCAGUCAAGCCCAGCAAAAUAAAGCAAAGUAUUGUGCACACAAGUGAGCUGAUCGGGAAGCUAGUGGAGCGAGAGAAUCUGAGCUGCCUGAUAGUGAACUUGUACCGCGGCAGCGAGGGUUACAGCAUCGCUCUGAAGCUCCCUGGGGGACUCGAGACUGAGACCAUCAGGCUGCCUUAUGAAGAUGAUGAGUUUCUCACUUACAUAGACCAGGAACUGCUGCCUCCCAUGCUGCUUGAUCUGCUGGACGAGGCGGACGUGAGUGACAUGUUUCAGAGCGGGUGUCUAGUGGCCGAGCUGCGCGACUACCGCCGCUGCAACGCCGAGCCUGUCUUCCUCAGCUCCGCCCUCGGUGCCUCCAACGGCCCACACUGCGACAAGCGCCACGUCUUGCUGCGUCCCUCCAUGCAGAGCAUCGCUGCGGACAUAGCCUACCUGACGCGUGAGAAGGACUGGAGCAACAGCGAGCGCGCCAAGCUCGAGGCGGAGAUCGUGCGCGCCACAGCCCCGCCGCUCUGCCUCUCCCCUGACCUGUCAGCGUCGCUCAUCACGCGGCGUCUGCACACACACAACAAAGCUCUGCACUCGCCCUUAGUCAGGCGUGCUGCUAAACGGUUCAGUCAGCCCUCACAGGUCCGGCAGAAGAAGUUCGAGGACGGUCCUGCCCCUAAAUGCCUCAGGCUUUAUAACUUCCUUAACGAGCGCAAAGAGAAGCGUGCGCUCGCCAAAUCUGUGCCUAAACCUUUAGUUCCGAUAAUUUCUGAUCAAACUUUGGGCCCGAACUCGUCUGAGCUGUUCGGCGGCGCCAUCCCGAGCAUUAAAGACUUCAUGGAUAAUGUCAUCGAAGAGGUUCAGAAGCACGCCAAACCUGUGGAGAGGCCGCCCGAGAGUGGCGAUUAUUCCCUGCAGUUUAUAGAGGAGUACACUCUCGAGACUGAGAAGAGCCAGGGCCGGAUCUACCAUACCAAGUUGACGAUAUAUCAACGCCGAAUUGAUGAGGUAUUUUGUGGUGAGCUUUACGUUGAUAGAGACUACCAGGAGGGCAAGCUCAACGGAUCCACGUGCACGUUCAAGCAUUACUCAAUACAGUCUGUACACCGAUACAUCGCACAGUUCAGGGAGAUCUUCUCAGAAGAGGGGCGCAAGAGCGUCAAGAUAAAGCACGUUAAGUCAGUAGGUGGCGCUGCCCCAGCACCGCCGUACAACCAGCAGCAGAACGUACUCAUCGUCACUAACGGAGAGCGCGGUCUGCAGCAGCAGGCACAGAAGCUACCAGCAGGCGCUGUGGUGAUAUCCAAGGCGCAGGCGCAGGCGCUGUCAGGCGUCGCUGUCACCGUACAGGCGCAGCGUCUGCACCAUCCUGUCACUGGCUUGUCAGUGAGUCAGCAGGGCCAGCAGCUGCAGCAGCAGUCACAGCAACAGCCACAGCAGCAGCAGCAGCAGCCCGUGCUGCUGAGCCGCAACGUGCACCUCAGCAGUCUGCUGUCUGGUCGCGCUGUCGUCACCGCUGCUCAAGCCGUCGGCGCAGGACGCUCUGCACUGCCUGUAUCUGGCUGCGCUGGUGUCAGUUCCGCCAUGACAGUCAAGUGUGGGGACGUCAAGAGCGAGUCUGUGUUCACCACGGCGGGGCCUGGGGCGGUGCCUGCCCUGCAAGCUCUCCUCGCUGGUACGCCGUCAGCAGAGAACCCCGCACCGAACAGCAGGAACGCUGAGCUCAUCAAGCGCCUGGCGCAGCAGACCGCCCAGCCUAACAAAGGUGACAUCAAGACGGGUGUGAAGGUUGACAUCACCGCCAGCGCGCUGCCUACCAUCACCACCAUCAACUGUACCCCCACCACAGGAAGUUUGGUGUGCAGCAGUGGCAGCAACUCUGCCCUGUCAAGUCUGCUGAGCGGCAGCAGCAGCAGCGCCGGUCAGCAGCAGUCUUCCCUGACGGCCGCGGUGCUCAGGAGCGACUCUGGCAACGCCCCUCCGCCCAACAUCAAUAUUGCGAACAUCGCAAACCUGCCCGGCCUGAACGUGGGGCUGCAGAACCUGACGAGUGGCUUGGGCGGCGUGCAGAACGUGCAGGUCUCAAUCCCUGGCCUGCCCGUGCCCAUCUCGCUCUCCCUCUCCGCCGGCCCUCCCACCUCUUCCGCCUCAUUACCUCAUCAGUCCCCCCAGCAGCAGUCGUCUGUUGUUGGCUCUUCUCAGUCUUCUCAUCCUGUCAUCAUUGCCUCGUCGCAGCCGCACCCGGCUGGUGGUGGCAGCAUGAGUGGCGCGGUCUCGUCAGGCGCCCCUACCAUGGUGCUCGCCUCAGCCACCUCCCUGCCCCAGGCACACCUCCUGCAGCUGCCUCUUGUGCAAGGCUCGCAACUGGCGGCUCAGCUGGCCAAGCCCCCCGGACAGCACCUCCAGCAGCAGGCGUCGGUAAGCGUCUUCCAGAGUUCAAGCAGCAGCGGAGGCAUCAAUACGUACACCUGCACCAGCAGCAGCGGCAGCAGUAGCAGUGGAGGGGACCUGCUGGUGUCGAGUGCAGGUCUUCUUCCACGGCCCCCACAGCCUGUGCUACCGCGCUCCUCCAAGCAUCAUUUACAGUUAGCGCUUCAGAAGCCUAAUCAGAGUCAAAUCAACCAGCAUUUACAGCAGAAACUUGUGCAACUUGCUGCUCUGAAGUCUCAGCAGCAGCAACAGCUUCAUGCACAGCAGCAACAACUACAUGCACAACAGCAACAAAAGCAGCAGCAGAAACAUCAACUUCAGCAGCAACAAUCGGAACAACAGGAGCAGCUUCAUCUGGUGCAGCAACCGCCUCCUUCGCUCUGAGUUUCUUAUUUUAACUUUAGUUUUUUUAUCCUCGCACUUGUAAUUUUUUAUUUCCGACCCGUCGACUUUUUCAAGUUCACUUUUUGUGAGCUUGAAAUAUAUUCCUGCUCAAAUAGAUUACCUUAUCUAUCAAUGUUGAUACUCUAAUUUAGUUGCCUUCCUGUAAAUGGCAGACACAGAUAACCCUUAGUUUAAAUGCAUAUCUUUUACGUAAUUAUCGCACGUUUCUUUUUGGUUUUAAUAUAUUCUUCCAGAUUUUUAACAGGAAAUUCCGUCAUGAUGGGGACAGUCGUCAUUGGCUGCGUAUCUAUUUAAUUGUUUUUAAAUCUAUUUUAAAGAUUUGUGAGCUUGUCCAGGCACUUCGAUGUGUAUGUUGUCUACGCGUGAGCUUCUUAAUUGUUUUGAAAAUCGCCGCGAUCGAGGCGUUACGUUUCAAUGUGUUUCUUAUUCAUCUAAUUCUUUUUUUAUUUGUACAAAGUGUAAUUGAAUCUCAAGCUCGGAAUGCUUUAUUCUAGUACAAUAUUCGAUUUUAUUGAUGAUAGAUUUCAACUGUUACGUUCGGGAGGUGAACCAGGUAAGGAAUUUAUUUAUGGUAGGCUCUAUGGGCAAUGUUUUAUUUUAAUAAUUUUACCUUUGUCGAUUAGAUAUUUAAUUUGAGAAAAAGUUUUCCUCUCUUGUUAAAUCUAUCGCGGCAUUAAGAGUGGCUGCGCAGCGAAAAUUGCGAGGCCGUCACUCCUACUUUCAAUUAAUAUUCUGUAUAAAUUUUCAAUCUUACUGGGUAUCCAAAUAUGAAUUUCAAGGCGUGAUUAAAUCUUUGGUAUAUUAGGAAUAUCUUGUACAUGAUUACAUGCAGGUUCUCAACAAACGAAAUAUAUUUGGCAUAUAGUUUGAUUGUCAGUGUUCAGGAUAUAUUUCUGUUGGGUUUUAUUCUACUGGCGUGUACACGUUGCUUCAGUUCGGCUCUGUGCUUGUCUUUCUUAGGUUUAUGGCACCUGUUCAGCUACGAGAAAAACUCAUCAGGCUCUCUAUUUGUUAUUGAUGAUUAGGUUAGUGAAAGACCGUUAUCUCGUUGUCUUUAUAUUAUAAAAGUGAAAUAAAUAAAAAUUACACUGCUGUA